Centruroides sculpturatus (bark scorpion) is the source of this 513-nucleotide messenger RNA. RefSeq lists its product as uncharacterized. The transcript has 5 exons. Bases 7 to 513 code for a protein of 168 amino acids. The record is from RefSeq and is a predicted model, not a curated record. Lineage: Eukaryota; Metazoa; Arthropoda; Arachnida; Scorpiones; Buthidae.
UUGAAUAUGUAUUUUGUAGGUUUCAUUUUCAUCGUUUGCCUUUCUUUGUACCAAGUUAAUAGCUUAGGAACAAAAUUAUAUUCGAGUUGUCCAAAGAGUGUGUUAGAUCGAUAUUGUGUUUUAAACGACAGAAUAUCACCACCCGCUUGUGCAAGAGGGCUUGGCGUUUACAGAGGUCUUGAGCUAUUUGACAAUUGUUAUAAUGCAAUUGUUGAGACGGGAAAACUACUGUCCACAGACGAGAAAUUAGAGAAAGUUUGUUUCCUGAAUCAUGAUGAAUACAUCGGCAUUUCUAAUUGUUGUGAAUAUGCAUUUAAAAUGGAUUUGAAAAGAGAAGGAAGAGCAUACAAUGCUGCUGACAAUGAAGAGGUUGGUGCGGUUUUGGAAGCGGUUCCGGCGGAGGAAGGCGAUGGCGCCGGAGGGAGGGGGUUCCUCGAACGGCGCGGAACGAGUCUGUCGGACUCGGCGCUCGAAGAGACGUUGGAGGAACGGGGCUCGACGAGCCAGAGGUAG